AUGACAACCAUGUCCUCCGCUUUCGCGGUAUCCGCCAACGUCAUCAAAUCCGUGGAUUCGCCUGUGGUCGUCGCGCUCUCCGUUGCCGUGCCAUUGGAAGGAGUGGUCGUGGAGGUAUCCUUCGAGAUAAUCAGCGAGGUGCUCGUCGGAGGAGCGGGUGCCAGAGUCGAUAAUGUGAGGGUCGUGGCUGCCAGAGUCGAUAAUGUGAGGGUCGUGCUGCGCAGGGACGUCGUAGAGGUCUCGGUGGUGGGAAUGGUCCCGAACACGAUGCCUAAGGCCAUGCGUUCCCCUUGCCCGACACUUCUCCGUAACAGCACAUGA
Messenger RNA from Prorocentrum cordatum, 321 nucleotides. The record is from the annotation of a GenBank genome assembly. Lineage: Eukaryota; Dinophyceae; Prorocentrales; Prorocentraceae.